Molecule: messenger RNA, 2470 nt
Organism: Nicotiana tabacum (common tobacco)
Lineage: Eukaryota; Viridiplantae; Streptophyta; Magnoliopsida; Solanales; Solanaceae
Product: phosphatidylinositol 3,4,5-trisphosphate 3-phosphatase and protein-tyrosine-phosphatase PTEN2A
Biological process (GO): dephosphorylation
Cellular component (GO): cytosol
Molecular function (GO): phosphatidylinositol-3,4,5-trisphosphate 3-phosphatase activity
Source: RefSeq, a predicted model, not a curated record
CAAAGAAUUGUCGUAUUACCAGUGCUAUUAAAUUAGGAAACUGAGGGAAUAGUAGUUUAGGUCCUUUAGGACGAGACGAUUAAGAAGAUGGAAGUGUGAAAACUGUGAGCUCAUUUAUCAAAAUAUUUAUUUUGUUCAGCUUUGAAUACAGUUACAAAGGAUCCCGAUCUGGAUAAAUCGACCACAACAACAGCACUAGACGCCGGCAGCCAGUCACCACCUCUGCACCGCCUUGAAUGUACAAACGGACUCGGAUUGCGUUUAUCACAUCUCUGGCAUUCAUUUGAAAUACACAACCGCAGAAGAAACUUCAGAGCCUCUCAGAGAUUAGAGCUUGCACCAGCUUCUGUUCGAUUUCCAGUUUCCAAUGGAAUCUGAAUCCACUAGUUCAUCUCCACAUCUCUCCAGUAAAUCUUCUGAUGCUGAAGCUCCCAAGCCAGUUGCUUCCCAGAAAGAUAAUGCUGCUCAGGACACAUCUAAGUCGCAUACAUCGGCCAUAUCAUCUUGGGCGAAAACCUUAAACUUUCCACAGCCUGUAGCGCCUGGGCAACAGGGGUCAGCAAUUGGAGAUACUGGGACAUCUACAUUCUCACGUUUUGCUAGUGGUCUUGGUUUGCCAUUCACUUCGAAAGCUUCUGAGGCAAAUGAUAGUGCUGGAGGCAACUCACCAACCACACAAUCAGGUGUGUUUGAAUCAAUAACUAAAGGGCUAAUUGACACAUCUCUGAAUGCUGUGAAGGCUGUGCAAGUUAAGGCACGACAUGCAGUAUCUCAGAACAAGCGAAGAUACCAGGAGGGUGGAUUUGAUUUGGAUAUGACUUACAUAACAGAGAAUAUCAUAGCUAUGGGUUUUCCUGCAGGCGACAUGAGCUCUGGUUUCUUUGGAUAUGUUGAGGGGUUCUACCGAAAUCACAUGGAGGAAGUGAUAAAAUUUUUCGAGACUCAUCAUAAGGGAAAGUACAAAGUUUAUAAUCUUUGUUCAGAGAGAUUGUAUGAUGCUUCACUAUUUGGGGGAAAGGUUGCAUCUUUCCCAUUUGAUGAUCACAACUGCCCGCCAAUUCAUCUUAUAAAACUGUUUUGCCAAAGUGCAUAUUCGUGGUUGAAGGAGGACAUUCUAAAUGUGGUAGUUGUACAUUGUAAAGCUGGAAUGGCUAGGACAGGGCUUAUGAUUUGUAGCCUCCUUCUGUUCUUGAAGUUUUUCCCAACAGCUGAGGAAUGCAUCAACUAUUAUAACCAAAAAAGAUGUGUAGAUGGGAAGGCCCUUAUUCUUCUAAGUCAGAUUAGGUAUGUAAAAUAUUUUGAGCGCAUUUUGACUCAAUUCGGUGGUGAAACUCCUCCUGGACGUAGGUGCAUGCUGAGAGGAUUUCGAUUCCACAAGUGUUCAUCCUGGAUAAGGCCUUCAAUUACAAUAUCUAGUCACAGUGGCAUCCUGUUUUCUACAAAAAAACAUCCGAAGACUAGGGACCUUAUGCCUGAAGAUUUUUGGAUACGAACACAAAGAAAAGGAAUUAUGGUUUUUGCUCUACCUGGUGAACCUGGUCUAACUGAAUUGGCAGGCGACUUCAAGAUCUAUUUUCAUGAUCGCCAAGGAGAUUUCUACUGCUGGUUAAACACGUCAAUGAUGGAAAACAGACUGAUUUUAGGUGUCUCGGAAUUGGAUGGCUUUGAUAAGAGGAAACUACCAUCUCCUGGAUUCCAAGUUGAGAUUGUGAUGGUAGAUUAUGAUGGAAGUGUUCCAGUAAAGUCCAAGGCUGAUGGUGCCGCCAAAGGAAAGGACCCAAGACAAGGAAACAGUUCUUCAUCCAGUGAAGGAAUUAAAGGUAAUUUGAACAAAAACAAGGUAUCGGGGGGCCAAAACCAUGGUGAUGAUGUAUUUUCAGAUAGCGAUGGGGAGGAAGCUGCACCUUCCAGUACAAAAAGUCAGACAAGUGCUUCACAAACUGCUGCUGCAGGUGUUGAUUCUGGCUCCCAAAAGGAGCAGAUUGCCAAUCUAACACAUAACGCCGAACAACUUUCUCUUAGGAGCAGCGAUCCUAAAAGUGGUGCAAGCGAGAUCAAGGAUGAGACAGUUGAGAGAGCUGCCAUUCCGAAUCUGGGCUCAAGUGAUAUUAAGGCCAUUGCAGCAGAUGCAUCUGUGUUCAGUUUUGGAGACGAUGACGAUUAUGAAAGUGAAUAAGCAACAAAAUUCAUCACAAGUGAAGAGAGUGAAUCAACAAUAGAAAAGAUAAAAAGUCGACGCAGAUAUAAUUUUUAACAUUUUCCUUUCAGUUUCUCUCCCUUAUUUCUUUUGAAGUUGGUGGAGCUUUUAGAAUUUACACAUAUUCUUAAGCUGAUGCUUUCCACCAUUUUCUUAGCUAGUUUGAUUUAUUUCUUGGUAGACGUUUGACCUGUCAGAUUCUUAUGUCUAAUUUGUCAUAAAAAUCUAACUUAUUGUUGGCAAUUCAAAGAAGUAGCUCUGAGUUUUUAGAAA